Messenger RNA from Cucurbita moschata (crookneck pumpkin), 1898 nucleotides. Its product is annotated as serine/threonine-protein kinase rio2-like. NCBI's taxonomy places the organism in Eukaryota, Viridiplantae, Streptophyta, Magnoliopsida, Cucurbitales, Cucurbitaceae. Gene Ontology annotation, molecular function: protein serine/threonine kinase activity; ATP binding. The transcript is spliced from 14 exons. Gene Ontology annotation, cellular component: cytosol; preribosome, small subunit precursor; nucleus. The record is from RefSeq and is a predicted model, not a curated record. Gene Ontology annotation, biological process: protein phosphorylation; maturation of SSU-rRNA. The coding region runs from base 514 to 1770 and encodes 418 amino acids.
UUUUUCACUUUCCUCUCCCUCUCUAUUCGUGAUUCAGCCGCUACUCCGUUCACCGUCUUCAACUGUCUUUUUUUCCUUCCCAUGCACGCCCGCGGCUAACCAAUCAUCACCAAUUUCGAUCGUCUUCUUUUUCACUACACACCGGAGACCACCCCUGUUCGGCAUUUCCUUCAUCUAUGGUAGGCGGCGACUCAGCGGCAGUUUUCUUUUGUUCUUUCCGGCUAGGGUAGGCGUUUCCAGCUCGAAUAGCUUCGGGUUCGGUGAGUGGUUGCGUCGACUCUCUUUCUCUGCUCGUCAGGCCUUCUUUCUCCUUCUUCGUCGCGUUUUCGCUGCAAGUGCCGGACGGUUCCUCCCUCGCACACCAGACCCAGCCACGAACUGGCCUCCUUCUUCGUCUGUGUGUGGUGGCGUCAUCUCCGGCGCGAUAUUACGGCGCUUUUGUCUCGUUUAGAAGCUGAACCGAUCGACUUGUUGAUUAUUCAGCAUUGCUUUGAGUUUGAUCCAAAUUAGAAGAUGAAGCUUGACGUUAACGUGUUGCGCUAUCUCUCGAAAGAUGAUUUUAGGGUUCUUACUGCUGUUGAGAUGGGGAUGCGGAAUCAUGAAAUUGUUCCUUCAGAACUCGUGGAAAGUAUAGCUUCUCUUAAGCAUGGAGGCACUUACAAAGUUUUGAAGAAUUUACUUAAAUAUAAGUUAUUGCACCACGACUCUUCUAAAUAUGACAGGUUUCGACUUACAUACCUUGGCUAUGAUUUUCUCGCAAUUAAAACUUUGGUCAACUGUGGAGUGUUUGUGGCUGUAGGUCGACAAAUUGGUGUUGGGAAAGAGUCAGAUAUUUUUGAGGUUGCAAAAGAAGAUGGCACUGUGCUUGCCAUGAAGUUGCAUAGACUUGGUAGAAUUUCUUUUAGGUCGGUUAAAUCUAAGCGUGAUUAUUUGAGGCAUCGCAGUAGUUAUAAUUGGCUUUACUUGUCUCGGCUUGCGGCGUUUAAAGAAUAUGCAUUCAUGAAGGCUUUGGAAGAACAUGGUUUUCCUGUUCCAAAUGCAGUAGACUGUAAUAGGCAUUGUGUCGUUAUGUCUCUCGUUGAAGGAUAUCCGCUUGUGCAGGUAAAACUAUUACAAAAUCCAGAUGUGGUUUUUGAAACAAUCAUUGGUCUUGUUGUUCGACUAGCGGAACACGGACUCAUUCAUUGUGACUUUAACGAAUUCAACAUUAUGAUUGAUGAUGAUGAGAAGGUCACAAUGAUCGAUUUUCCACAAAUGGUUUCUGUCUCGCAUCGUAAUGCACAAAUGUAUUUUGAUCGUGAAGUUGAAUGCAUCUUCAAAUUUUUUAGGAAAAGGUUUAACAUGUCAUUCCAUGAGACCGUGGAUGACGAAAAUGAUGUAGAGAUCGACAAUGAUGAAGGUGCGAGGCCUUGCUUUUCUUCGAUAUCGAAAGGUGCUGGAAGUCUAGACAAGGAGCUUGCUGCCAGUGGUUUCACACGAAAGGAUCAGGAAGACAUUGAAAAGUUUAUUGAAGGUGGAACUGAGGGAGAUGCAGAUUCAGGCGAUGAAGAAGCUGAAAGCUUCAAGUUAGAUGAAAUGGACACCAAUGUGGUGGAACAACAGCUACACAUGUCAGACGAGGAAACCUUUAACUGUGAUGAAAGUGCAGAUUGUCAGAGGAACGAAGAUUCAGAUAGGGAGAGUGAUGGUGAGGGAAGGGAUGAAAGUGAUGACACAGAACUGAACAGACGGUUGAACAAAUCAUCAUGUGGUGAACAUUUGUUGUUCUAGUCAAAAGUUUUAGCCUAGGCUACAAUGUCUUCUUGUGUUUCUCGUGUCGGGGAUGAACUUUGUAUGAACGUAUUCGUAUUAGUGAUUAAGACACAUACCUUUGAUUAAGAGUUUUGAAGUUUAAAUUA